UGCGCGUUCAAGUAUGUGACAGUACCGGUAUGUGUACUCUUGAAAGAUUCAACAUCUUAUCAGUUGGUAGCCUGAUUUCUUACCGAAAUGGCAGGCAGUGACAGAAACAAGAGGCUUUUGCUGGAGCUGGUGAAACAGCCGGACAACAGCCGGUGCGCGGACUGCGGGGCUGCAGAUCCAGACUGGGCUUCCUACAAGCUGGGAGUGUUUGUGUGUCUGAACUGCUCGGGGAUCCACCGCAGUCUCUCCAGUCGGGUCAAAUCCAUCCGGCUGGACUUCUGGGAACAUGAUCUAGUAGAGUUCAUGAAAAGCACUGGCAACGCCAGCGCUCGAGCUGUGUAUGAGAAAGCUGUUCCACCCUACUACUAUCAGCCCCACCAACAUGACAACAGCGUCCUGAGGGAGCAGUGGAUUCGAGCUAAAUAUGAGAGGAGGGAAUUCACAGGAGAAACCAAGUAUCCACCACUGUCUUACACCACAGGUUUCUGUGAAGGACUGCUGUGGAAGAAAGGGAAAGAUAACGCACAGUUUCUGAAGAGGAAGUUUGUUCUGUCAGAGAGAGAAUUUACCCUGACGUACUACAACAAGGAGGACGAGUCCAAAGGUCCCAAAGCUGUAAUCUCCAUCAAAGACCUGAAUGCCACAUUUCAGCCAGAGAAAAUCGGUCAUCCUCAUGGGCUACAGAUCACCUACCAGGUUGCGGAUCACACCAGGAACCUUUACGUUUAUCACGAGAGCCCUCAGGAAAUAGUCACAUGGUACAAUGCUAUACGUGCUGCUCGCUAUGCGUACCUGAAGACAGCAUAUCCAAAUGGAAGUGAUGAAGAACUGAUACCAAAGAUAACAAGAAACUACCUCAAAGAGGGAUACAUGGAAAAGACAGGACCACUGCAAAAGGAGCCAUUCAAAAAGAGGUGGUUUAUUUUGGACUCCCAAAAGAGGAAGUUGUUCUACUUCAAAGACCAACUGGACGCAGAGGAGUUAGGAGUCAUUUUCAUUGGCACAGGGAGCAACGGCUACUCCGUAAAGGAGUGCGUCCCGAAGAAUGCUCGCGGAAACAAGUGGAAGUGUGGGGUCAUGGUUGAAACACCAGAGCGGCAGUUUGUGUUCAUGUGCGAGCAGUUUAGGGAGCAGAAAGAGUGGCUGGAUGCACUCAGAAAGGUGCUGUCCAGACCCAUGUCCCCCCAAGAUUAUACAGCUGAAGCCAGUAUAAAAUAUAAGAGAUGAACUACAGAGAGGUGUGACAACAGGAUGACUACUGGAAAACUGCAGCUGUUGUAGAAAUUACUGAACGUUCAACUCUAGGUUCAGAAAGUUUUGUAUUUGUG
Messenger RNA from Cololabis saira (Pacific saury), 1328 nucleotides. RefSeq names its product ArfGAP with dual PH domains 2 (gene adap2). The record is from RefSeq and is a predicted model, not a curated record. Gene Ontology annotation, molecular function: GTPase activator activity; phosphatidylinositol bisphosphate binding. Gene Ontology annotation, biological process: positive regulation of GTPase activity. Gene Ontology annotation, cellular component: plasma membrane; intracellular membrane-bounded organelle. Bases 88 to 1227 code for a protein of 379 amino acids. NCBI's taxonomy places the organism in Eukaryota, Metazoa, Chordata, Actinopteri, Beloniformes, Belonidae. The transcript has 11 exons.